AUGGCCGCGCGGGGCUGGCGGCUGGCGCGGACGCGGCUGCCCGUGGGCGCGAGCGCGCUGUGCGCGCUGCUGCUGUGCGGCCUCUACGUGCUGCCCGCCGGCCGCCCGCCGCGCGACCAGGACAUCAUCCGCGCCGUGCUGCGCAGGGGCGCCGCCUGGGCCCGCAACCGCACCGCCGCGCGCCUCUUCAGGAAACAAAUGGAAGAUUGCUGCGACCCUGCCCACUUUGCAAUGACCAAACUGAAUUCCCCCAUGGGAAAAAGCAUGUGGUACGACGGGGAAUUUCUAUAUUCCUUCACCAUUGACAACUCCACCUAUUCCCUCUUCCCCCAGGCCACCCCGUUCCAGCUGCCCCUCAAGAAGUGUGCUGUGGUGGGCAAUGGAGGCAUCCUGAAGAAGAGCAGCUGUGGCCGGCAGAUUGACGAGGCCAACUUCAUCAUGAGAUGCAAUCUCCCGCCAUUGUCGAGUGAAUACACUAAAGAUGUCGGCUCAAAGACGCAUUUGGUGACGGCCAAUCCCAGCAUCAUUCGGCAGAGAUUCGAGAACCUUCUGUGGUCCAGGAAGAGCUUCGUGGAGAGCAUGAAAAUCUACAAACACAGCUACAUCUACAUGCCUGCUUUCAGCAUGAAAACGGGCACCGAGCCCUCGCUCCGCGUGUAUUACACCCUCACCGACGUGGGUGCCAAUCAGACAGUCCUCUUUGCCAACCCUAACUUCCUGAGGAGCAUCGGAAAGUUCUGGAAGAACCGGGGCAUCCAUGCCAAGCGCCUGUCCACAGGAUUGUUUCUGGUGAGCGCGGCUCUAGGGCUGUGUGAGGAGGUGGCCAUCUAUGGCUUCUGGCCUUUCUCCGUGGACACACACGAACAGUCAAUCAGCCACCAUUAUUACGAUAACGUCUUGCCUUUCUCUGGCUUCCAUGCUAUGCCUGAAGAAUUCCUCCAGCUCUGGUUUCUUCACAAAAUCGGUGCAUUGAAGAUGCAGCUGGAUCCCUGUGAGAUGCCCUCCCUCCAGCCUAGCCCUUAG
Perognathus longimembris pacificus (Pacific pocket mouse) is the source of this 1023-nucleotide messenger RNA. RefSeq names its product ST8 alpha-N-acetyl-neuraminide alpha-2,8-sialyltransferase 1 (gene St8sia1). The record is from RefSeq and is a predicted model, not a curated record. Gene Ontology annotation, biological process: N-glycan processing; oligosaccharide metabolic process. Gene Ontology annotation, molecular function: alpha-N-acetylneuraminate alpha-2,8-sialyltransferase activity. NCBI's taxonomy places the organism in Eukaryota, Metazoa, Chordata, Mammalia, Rodentia, Heteromyidae.